AUGGUUGGUCUCAAGUUCCUGUCUUUGGCCACCGCCACCAUUUUCUUGCUGGACACCAACGGAGCAAACGCAGCUGCAGAUGCAGGCAACGCCUACACGGCAAAGCGGGUGGACUGCUCGGCGGCAAUGAACGAGGCCCGCAAACUUGUCGGCUUCGCCGAAUUCACAGAGGGAGAGGCUACACAGGAAAAGCUCCCAAUAGACCCGGUUUCCAAAACAGCGGGGGCAACCGGGGCGACGUACAUCGAGUCCGUCUGCACGGCGUUGAAAGCUAGCGAAGCUUCUCCUGCAAAGUCAGGCGCGCUUGAUGGCACCUACGCUUACGCUGUUCAAGAAGGAACCGAUGCUGACUGCGAAGCCGCAGUGGACCACUGGAAGGCUGCCCUGUCCAACUUCAAGGGCCUACCUCCGCAAUACACAGGAGACACAGAGCUGUACAAAGACCCCCAAAAUGUUUCUUUCAUUUCCCUUUUCAACCCUAAGGAAAGCCCGAAAGUGGACUGCGCAUACUUCACAUGCCCAGCAAAGGAGAGCAAACCCGAGCGGAAAGACACCGGUGUUGUUGGGGACCCAGAGAACGACGGUGUGGAAAAGCCCCCACUAGACGACGGCAAUGGGGAUGAGGAAGAGCCAGGUGCGGGAGAAGGGGAUGAAACCACAACAGACAAAGAGGUGAAGGCGCUUCUUUGCAUCACCACCCCCAAUGCCCUGACACAAGGCGCCGCCCCAUACACGCAAGCCCAGUGGGAUCAGAUCACUGCUGGACUCAACAAAAACGCUGCACAUGCAUUGCCAAUGUCCCUUGGCUUUGCUGUUGCCGCAGUUGGCGUUCUCCUCCUGUAA
Molecule: messenger RNA, 843 nt
Organism: Eimeria mitis
Lineage: Eukaryota; Apicomplexa; Conoidasida; Eucoccidiorida; Eimeriidae
Product: SAG family member
Exons: 4
Coding region: 1-843 (280 amino acids)
Source: RefSeq, a predicted model, not a curated record